This is a messenger RNA of Laetiporus sulphureus 93-53, 2481 nucleotides long. RefSeq lists its product as uncharacterized. The coding region runs from base 1 to 2466 and encodes 821 amino acids. The record is from RefSeq and is a predicted model, not a curated record. NCBI's taxonomy places the organism in Eukaryota, Fungi, Basidiomycota, Agaricomycetes, Polyporales, Laetiporaceae. The transcript is spliced from 4 exons.
AUGAAGGCUGACUGCGAUGCUUCAGACGAUUUAGCAUGGGCAUGGUGGUGUGAUCAACAAGGUGCAAUCCAGUCGAGUGGUGUCGAUUUCAUCAAGAAUUGGAUUGCCACAUUCGAGUGGAGUAUCGACGCCACACUGAUAAAGGAUGGAUACCAGCACUAUCUGAAGAGGACUUUGAGGGAGUAUCUGAGGAACGACAGAGCAGUUGACGAGGUCUAUCCCCGUCGCGAUCACCAAGGCUUCGACGUCGUAUUCAGAGAUCGCGAAGAUCAGACAAAUGUCAGAGCAGCGGCUAUUGUACAUCCAGACAAAAUCUUUAACUCGCGCUCUUUCCUCUUCGGUCAGGGAACAACGGUCUUUGGAGCCACGCAGGAGAAGCUGACCAAAGAAGAUAUAGUGAUGAAGAUAUACUGGCCGGAGAUCACUCGUACAAGUGUGGCUGUCACCAUUGACCGGGCAGUGGGACUGCGUCAGGGAGACCAUCUCCAUCUGCCCACGAUGAUUGCCUCGUACGACCUGAACUAUUCGACCGGAGCAAUUCGGGAGGACAUCCAGAGAGAAGGGCCAGAUGUUGGGGAUUCUAUCGGUGACUCACAUUGCACGCCCCUACUGCUGAUGCAGAAAUUGUUGCCCAUUGAUGGAUUUCCCGGUGGCGAGUUCCUACGUGAAUGGGUGGAAUGUUAUCGAAGCCAUUCCGCGCUCUGGAUGAAGGAUAUUGAACACACAGAUAUCACUCUCGACAACUCGCUUCAUGACCCCAUUACUCAGAACAGUGUUAUAAAUGAUUUUGAUUUGGCUAGGAUGCGCCUACACGAUAACAAUCAGGCGACAGGGCAGGAACGGACUGGCACCAUCCAAUUCAUGGCAAUCGACCUCCUCUCAAGCAAGUAUUUCCGCGGAGAGAUCGUGCGCCUGUAUCGCGAUUUCGAAUCAUUCCUUUGGGUCCUGCCCUAUAUACUGCUGCGUGGAUUUUCUGUGGAACAAGAUGAAGAAUUUAAAUUACAAGCUUUGUCGUGGUUUCAAGUACGACUUCCUCGGAGCGCUGACAACUUAGCAUGGGUAUGGUGGUACGAUCGACAAGGUGCAAUCCAGUCAAGCGGUGUCGAUUUCAUCAAGGACCUUCCCUAUUUCCUAGUUCUGAUUGCCACAUUCCGUCAUUUGGGUCUGCGUGAAUGUGGUAUUGACGCCACACUGAGAAGGGAUGGACAUCAGCACUAUCUGAAGAGGGCUACGAGAGAGUAUCCGAGGAACGACAGACUCGGAACAGCUCAUGAGAGCCAUCCUCGUCGCAAACCCCACGGCUUUGACAUCGUAUUCGGAGAUCGCGAAGAUCAGACGAACGUCAAAGCAGCCGCCAUUACACGUCCUGACAAAAUCGUUAAACCGCGAUAUUCCCUUUUCGGUCGGGAAACAAAGGAAUUUGAGGCCACGCAGAAGAAGGCAGAUGCAGUCAUGAAGAGAUACUGGCCGGAGGUCAUUCUCACGAGCGACGCUGUCAUUUUGGAGCGGGCAGUAGAACUGGGUCGGGGAGAUCCGCUCAUAGAGGGACAUCUGCCCACAGUACUUGCCUCGUACGACCUGAACUACUCGACUGGAACAAUUCGCGAGGAUAUCCAGAAAGAAGGACGAACUGUGGGGAAUGCUAUCGGUGACUCACAUUGCAUGGGUCUACUGCUGAUGCGGAAACUGUUGCCCAUCGACGGAUUGCCCGCUGAGGAGUUUCUGCGUGUAUGGGUGGAAUGCUAUCGAUGCCAUUUCGCGCUCUGGAUGAAGGGCUUUGCUCACACGGACAUCAGUAUUGACAACCUGCUCUAUGACCCCAUCACCCGAAAAGGUGUCCUGAAUGUUUUCGAUUUGGCUAGGAUCCGCCUGGACGAUAGGAACCAGGCGACAGGGCAGGAACGGACCGGCACCAUCCCCUUCAUGGCAAUGGAUCUCCUCUCAAGAGAGUAUUUCCGCGGAGAGAUCGUGCGCCUGUACCGCCAUGAUUUCGAAUCAUUCCUUUGGAUCCUGCCCUAUAAGCUGCUGCGUGGCGUCAGCAAAAACGAUGCGGAUUUGGCAAAAUGGGAUACUGGCGAUUACAGUCGUUGUCGCGCCUUCAAGAACGACUUUCUCUACACGAAUUUUGGAAGAUGGAGGGCUAAGGAUGAGAAUGAACGGGUUUGGAAAAGCGUUGGGUACUGGUUGAUGGACUGGUUGAGGGAUAAACUUUACGAGAUGACAAAGUUGCGUGGUCUGGAGGAUGAGGAACCAGAAGAGCUUUCACAGAGUGGCCUCGACAAGAUAAAUCGAUGGGAGGAUCAGUCCAACAAGUCGGCCAUAGAGGUUCUCAAAGACGCUGAGGCUGUCAUCGCGACGCGCUUGGCUAAGGCGGGUUUGUCCAUUUCCAUUCCCUUCCAACAACUCUCUGCCGCAGAGCUCCAACGGUAUCUCCCUUCUCCGUCACUUCCUGCUUCAUCCUCCUGAGUCCCACCAUUUCCC